Messenger RNA from Malus domestica (apple), 1179 nucleotides. Lineage: Eukaryota; Viridiplantae; Streptophyta; Magnoliopsida; Rosales; Rosaceae. The record is from RefSeq and is a predicted model, not a curated record.
AUGGGUAGCACUGGAAGUGAUGUCUUCACUGAGAUAGGGUUUACAAAUUGGAAGAAAGGAUCCAAAAAUCUUCAAGUCCAUGAGGGAGGUGUUGGAAGUCUUCAUAAUAAAGCUGUACAACAAGCUAGAGAUUUGAUGACACAAAAACAACACAUUGAAACAUUUGUGAUUAAGCAAACCGAUGAAGCUCGCAUUAAUUAUCGUACUUUAUUGAGUGCCUCACUUGAGUGCACAAGAUGGUUGUUGGGACAAGGUUUGCCUUUUCGUGGCCAUGAUGAAUCGUUGAAAUCAAGCAAUAGGGGCAAUUAUUUGGAGCUUAUGCAAUUUCUUUCCAAGCAUAAUGAACAAGUUAGGAAGGUUGUGUUUGAGAAUGCUGCUCCCAAGAAUCUUAAGUAUACUUCUUCCGAUAUUCAAAAAGAUCUUGUCCGUGCUUGUGCCAUUGAAACUGUAGGUGCAAUCACUAAAGAUAUGGAAGCCGUGGUGGAGGUGGUUGAAUGGAUUAAAAGUGAUCGCAACCAAGAUAAUCUCGGUGAAGCAACUAGGUUAUUCAAAGACAUACAAACUUUUGAUUUUACAUUUCACCUUUUCUUGAUGAGACUUAUAUUGGGAAUUACAAAUGAGUUAUCACAAGCAUUGCAAAAGAAAGAUCAAGAUAUUGUGAAUGCAAUGGCGUUAGUGGAAGUAUGCAAGCAAAGACUACAAUCCUUGAGAGAUGAUGACUUUGGGGACUUGCUUCAUGAUGUAGAAAAGUUUUGUGAGGCUAACAUGGAGGAUUUGCAUUUCGUAUCUGGAAAAUCAAGGCGUAAAGCUCCAAAAAUCACAAACUUCCAUUACUAUUGUGUGGACCUUUAUUUUCAAGUCCUUGAUAUGCAACUAAAGGAGUUGAAUGAUCGCUUCAAUGAGGUAAACACCGAGUUACUUCUUUGUAUGGCAUGUUUGAGUCCGGUGAAUAAUUUUGCAUCUUUUGACAAAGCAAAAAUUGUUCGUUUAGCCCAACUUUAUUCUCAAGAUUUUGAUCGUAUGGACCUCAUGAAUCUUCCAAUUCAACUUGACAACUACAUUCAUGAUAUGAAGAUGCAUAGUGAGUUUUCAUCAUUGAGAGGAAUUAGUGAUCUUGCACAAGAGUUAGUGAAGACCGGGAGUCAUGAAAACGAUAGGCCAUAUCUGGUUUCCUGUUGA